CAAAAGCGCCAAAGUGAGUCCGGUGCAUCUUGCCCAUCGGCCUCUCCCAGCCAGCCACACACCUUGCUCCCCAACCACCACCACCCCUCCCCCUCUUGCUGCACAACCCCCGCCUCCCCCCGAAUAUGCCUGUUACUCGAGGGCAGAGCGUGCGCCCGCACCAACAGUACAGCCCCGUCGCAGCGCCGAAGCCCGACGACAGCGUCAUCAUCAUCUCCUCAGACGACGAGCGGCCAUUCAAGGCCAAUGCCACACCACGACGAGCGCGGUCCAAGCAGAAGAACCGCGCACUUGCCCCGCCGUCCGCGGAAGUCGUCGAGAUAUCAUCCGACGACGAGGCAGUGGCUGCGCGGCCAAAGCCUCUACGACGGCAACAGCAGGACGUCACUGCCAGCUUGCGGCAGCAGCUGAAGGAAGCGUUGCAGGAGGUCGAGCGGUUACGCACAGAAGCCCGUGCAGCGGAGAAACAGAAGGCGGUCGCUCAACCAGUGGAUUCAUCGUUGUUGGGCGACGUAGAAGAGGUUGUCACCUGCGAAAUCUGCACAUUCAAGAUGUGGGCACCCUACGCUCUCCCCUGCGGCCAUACCUUCUGCCAGAGCUGCCUGCAAGACUGGUUCGGCACCGCCCAAGCAACGCACCUCGCGAAUUACCCACAGUCGGCACAACACGACAACCUGUUGGCCGAGCUUCGCGCCAGCCUCCGGCGCCCGAACCUCACCCCGCAACGCCGCACGCAGAUGCAGGUGCAGCUCGCGCAGUUCGAGGCAGUGUGUCAGCGCCCGAAAUACACGUGUCCGACGUGCCGCACAGAAUGCAAGACGCGUCCGACGGAGGUGUUCGUCUUGAAGGCCAUCGUAGAGCGCGUGGGCAAGGCGCAGGGCGAGAGUGCGCCGGAGAAGAUCGCUCCCUCCCGGACACGCGCCGGCCAGGUCAAGCUGAUUGACGGGCCCUUUGACGGGUUCUUCCCAUAGUGCCGAACGUGGUGCCGCUAUAGCAUGAGCGUUUGUGUUGCUUGCGCUGUCUCGGGUUUCCUUGUAGUGUCUUGCGAGCGGUUUGAUACUUGUUGGACAUUGCAUCCCGUCGUAUUCUUAUUCCUGCACGGCUACAUAUCUUUAUCCUGGGAGCACGGCUUCGUCGUAGUCUCUGGGUUUUCACGUCAUCGCACUGGUGUAUCCCUAUCGCAGCUCCGGCAUACCCUCGCAUACACUUUACUUCGUCCCGCGCAAUGCAUUGUUUUACGAAUUGACCUGAAGUCCAGUUGAGUUGUAUUUUCUGUUAG
Messenger RNA from Rhodofomes roseus, 1279 nucleotides. RefSeq lists its product as uncharacterized. Lineage: Eukaryota; Fungi; Basidiomycota; Agaricomycetes; Polyporales; Fomitopsidaceae. The record is from RefSeq and is a predicted model, not a curated record. Bases 126 to 971 code for a protein of 281 amino acids. The transcript is spliced from 3 exons.